This is a messenger RNA of Eptesicus fuscus (big brown bat), 452 nucleotides long. Its product is annotated as binder of sperm protein homolog 1. The coding region runs from base 27 to 422 and encodes 131 amino acids. The record is from RefSeq and is a predicted model, not a curated record. Gene Ontology annotation, cellular component: cell surface. The transcript is spliced from 5 exons. Lineage: Eukaryota; Metazoa; Chordata; Mammalia; Chiroptera; Vespertilionidae. Gene Ontology annotation, molecular function: heparin binding.
GCCCCAGCCCCGGCCAGAGGAGAAGCAUGGGACGGCGUGCGGGGCUCCUGCUGGCGUGGGCCUGCGGGCUCCUCAGCACCGUCAGCGCCGAAGAUUAUUCGCCAACUCCAGAAGCUAUGCCUUACUUUCCAGAAAUGAAAGAUGGCAAGUGUUUCUUCCCGUUCCACUAUAAGAACGGCGUGUUCUACGACUGCGUCAAGUUCAAGGCCAAGCACAAGUGGUGCUCCUUGACGCAGAACUUCGAAGGCUACUGGAAGUACUGCUCGGACGAAGACUUGGCAAAAUGUGUGUUUCCCUUCUGGUACAGACGCACCAUCUACUGGGGCUGCACCGACGACGCGGACGCGUUUGGGAGGAAAUGGUGCUCCCUGACCCAGAACUUCAACAAGGAAAGGGUCUGGAAGUUCUGCCAGAUGAGCUGAGGGGCGCCCCAGGGGCGCCCGCAUCCUCAG